Molecule: messenger RNA, 759 nt
Organism: Impatiens glandulifera
Lineage: Eukaryota; Viridiplantae; Streptophyta; Magnoliopsida; Ericales; Balsaminaceae
Product: protein CURVATURE THYLAKOID 1A, chloroplastic
Exons: 5
Coding region: 126-614 (162 amino acids)
Cellular component (GO): thylakoid; chloroplast thylakoid membrane
Source: RefSeq, a predicted model, not a curated record
AUAGGCAAAGAAAAUGCAACCACCCAGAAAAUAAAAAACCUAUCUUUCCCCCAAUUCAAAGCAAAGACAGCAGACAAGAGAAAUCUGAGAUAUUUUGAUUUUGAUUUUGUUUUGUUUUGUUUUACAUGGCAACAGCAGCAUAUUCAACGUCCGCCGUCUUCAGCCCCUGCCGCCUACCCACAACCGCAGGAACCACCCGCAGCUCCGGGACACCUUACCUUCCUUCAUUACCUCGUUUCUCCAGUUUGGUUCUUUCCACAUCCUCAAAGAAACGGAAUUCAGAAGAAUUCAAGAGGUUUCAAGUGAAAGCAUCUUCAUCAGAUAGCUCUGCUGAUGCAAAUGAACUAUUGACAGAUCUUAAGGAAAAGUGGGAUGCUGUGGAAAACAAAUCCACUGUGAUUGCAUAUGGAGGUGGUGCCAUAGUUGCAGUGUGGUUAUCUUCUGUUUUUAUUGGCGCAGUCAAUACAAUUCCACUGCUGCCUAAGAUACUUGAGCUGGUUGGGCUUGGAUAUACAGGAUGGUUUGUUUAUCGGUAUCUUCUGUACAAGGAUACUAGAAAAGAACUUGUAACAGACAUUGAAGGGUUGAAGAAGAAGAUUGCUGGUACUGAAUAGAGUAUGUGUUUAUUUGAAAUUGGUAAUUAGUAGUAAUAUAGAGUUUGAUAUGUAUGGUAUGUGUAUGAAUUGAAUUGAAUUGAAUGACCUUUUCUAGCUAGCUCCUCAAGAAUGUAACUUUCGGGUAAUCAAUGAAAACCCAUAU